GUUCUCAACUUCUCACAGUCGCCUAUUAGCUUCAGUCCGUCAGGCGUUGAGGCGUGAGAACAGAGGCGUCACUUCAGUCCGUCUGUCCCGCAACCGCAGCAACCCCGUCGCCGUUCACCGGCCGUUUUUCGUGCUCCAUCACUCCUUGUUCUCACCGUCGGCCGUCGCCUAUAUAAGCUUCGUCCUUCAGGCUCAGGCGUGACUCGUGACUUCGUGAGGCGCACUUCAGUCCUUCUGUGAAUUCGAUUUUUUUUUGAGUGUUCUCUUGAGUCUUUCUCAAUUGACGCGUUUGAUCGGAGCUUUCUCUCCUCUAAUGAAGCAUAAGCAGCUUUCAAGGUCUUCCAAAGCGAAUUCCAAUGGUGGCAGUGAAAUUACAGAGAAAUCUCGAGUUUGUGUGAAGAAUUUGCCAAAAUACCUUACUUUGAAUCGUUUCAAAGCUCACUUUACCCAAAUAGGGGAGCUCACUGAUGCCAUGCUUCUCCGUACCAAAGACGGGACGAGUAGGCGUAUGGGCUUCCUUGGGUACAGGACUGAGCAACAAGCGGAAGAGGCUAUCAAAUAUUUCAACAAAUCCUAUGUAGAUUGCUGCAGAAUUGUUUGUGAGGUUGGUUGGAAAUCUGCAGAUCCAAAUAUUCCUCGCCCUUGGAGUCGGUACUCAAAGGAGAAAGAGAAUUCUGUUGAAAAAAAUAUAUUGGUUUCUGGCAUUGAUGCUAAAAUAGAAAGGAAGACCAACAACAAUAUUAAUGAAAGUUAUGAUCCUAAGCUUCAAGAAUUUCUCCAAGUUAUGAGGCCAUGUUCUAAAAGAAAAUUUUGGGCCAAUGAUCUAGAAUCUCCUAUGUGUAAACAAGCUUGUACCGCAAGAGAGAAGCCUGCUCAGUUAAAUCAACAAGUUUGGAAUAAGUCCAUAGAAAUAGAUAAAAGUGCUCAAAAGGAGGGUGGGAUGCAUCAUGAAAACCCAACAAAAUCUCAAAAAAUGGCUUGUGAUUCUUCAGAUAUGGAUUACUUUAAAAGCAGAAUUAGAAAAGACUGGUCUGAUUCACAAAGUGAUACUGAUGAAAAUGGUAUUAAUUUAAGUCAGGGUAAUGGUUGUCCUCUUCGAGGAAUAAUUCAGGAGCAGCAGGAUAUUCAUGGAAACUUUGAUUUAAAGAAACAAGAAUGUAUGCUAAAAGGUGGUCUUCACGAUGAAUCGAUAAACUUUGGUAACCAAAGUUUUCAUUUAGAAGAUGCAGACAAAAUGCUUCAAACCUCUCGUAUUUAUGUUUGGAAUCUUCCCUAUGCUGCAACGGAAGAUGAAGUGGAAGAGUUCUUUAAUAAAUUUGGAAAGGUCAAAGAUGUCCAUUUAGUCAUUGAUAAAGAGACUAAACAACCUAGAGGUUUUGGCUAUGUUCAUUAUAACUCACCAGAAGAAGCUGCAAGGGUACUUGGUGAUCAUAUUUUCCAGGGGAGAGUUCUUCAUGUAGUUCCAGCAGAAAAUGCACGUGGUUUAAAUAAUUUAGAAAACCAUGUACCUGAGGGAAAAGGCAAAACAUAUAAACAACAUAAGGAGGAAAAGAGGAAGGCCUUGGAAGCAAGUGGUGAUACUCGAGCAUGGAAUACUUUGUUUAUGCGUGCUGAUACUAUUGUUGAGAAUUUGGCUAGGAAAUACGGGGUCAGUAAGAGUGACUUGCUAGAUCGUGAAGCUGAUGAUGUUGCUGUACGCAUUGCUCUUGGAGAAACUAGUAUUAUUGCAGAAACUAAGAAAGCUCUAACAAAAGCUGGAGUAAAUGUGGUUUCCUUGGAGGAAUUUGCUGCUAGGAAAUCUGAAGGUGCUAAUAGAAGCAACCAUGUCCUACUAGUCAAGAAUUUGCCUUUCAGUUCAAGCAAAGAUGAACUCUCUGAAAUGUUUGGCAGAUUUGGGAGUCUAGACAAUGUAAUUUUUCCUCCAACAAGAACAUUGGCGUUGGUUAUCUUUGUUGAACCAGCUGAAGCUCGUGCUGCUUUCAAUUGCCUCCGUUACAAGCGUUACAGGGAUUCUAUAUUGUACUUGGAAUGGGCUCCCAGCAAUAUCCUCUGUCAAGAUCUGAUGCCUAGUGAUGACUCAAACAAUGAUGUUUCCGUGAAGAAUCGAGAAGCUAAGGAAGUUUUACUAAAGCAGCAGCAACCUGAGGAGAUGAACCAAGUUGAAAUUGAUUCUGACGGAGCUGAGUUACGAACUCUGUAUGUGAAGAACCUUCAUUUUGGCACAACCGAUGAAAAGCUGGGGAAGUAUUUCAGGGAAAACGCGAAUGAAGGAAAGGUUUUGAGUGCCAGGGUUGUGAAGCACUUAGAAGGUGGGAAGUAUGUCUCAAGUGGUUACGGGUUUGUGGAGUUUGAUUCUUCAAAGACGGCAAAUAAUGUUCUUAGGGAAUUACAGGGGACUAUAUUGGAUGGACAUAUGUUGAAGUUGCAACUUUCUCAGCCCAAGAAAGAUACGAAAGCUCUUGAGAAAGUUGAGCAGGGUCAAAGUUCCACGAAAUUAAUAGUUAGAAACUUGCCGUUUGAAGCAACAAAGAAGGAGUUAAGGCAAUUGUUCAGUCCUUUUGGUCAGGUAAAAAGUUUGAGGCUUCCGAAGAAUUAUGGGGGAGCAGAACACAGAGGGUUUGGUUUUGUGGAGUAUUCCACUAAGCAAGAGGCCCGGGAAGCAUUGAAAGCGCUAUCCAGGAUCCAUUUUUAUGGGCGGCCGAUGGUUACAGAAAGAGCAAAUGAAGACGAAACUUUGGGAGAACUACGAGCAAGAAUAGCAGCUCAAUACGCCGAUGAUUCAGAGAAGAUUACUAAGAAACGAAAGAUUAUGUAGCUUCUUUAGUUAAUUAAAGUCCUCUAUUAACAUGCCCAUGUUUAUCUUGCUUGAUUGGGUACUUCAUGAGCAAAGUUCGGGACAGUUUAAAGUCCUCUAUUAACAUGUUUAUCAUUGAUUAUAGUUUAUCAAUAGAUCCGCCGUGGUCCAGUUUGUUUUGUGGGAGUUAAUACUUGUUUUGAUUCAUCUAGAUAUCUGAUACAUUUCCUGUAAUUUAUGAAAGAUCAAUGAUUAUUAUUAUGUUUAUUAUUAUUAUUA
This is a messenger RNA of Chenopodium quinoa (quinoa), 3073 nucleotides long. Its product is annotated as multiple RNA-binding domain-containing protein 1-like. The transcript has 16 exons. NCBI's taxonomy places the organism in Eukaryota, Viridiplantae, Streptophyta, Magnoliopsida, Caryophyllales, Amaranthaceae. The record is from RefSeq and is a predicted model, not a curated record. Gene Ontology annotation, molecular function: RNA binding. Bases 314 to 2815 code for a protein of 833 amino acids.